GGAGUAUUGCUGGAAUGCGAAUGUUAGAAUUGUUUCCUUAAGGACUGAUCCAAAUCCACUGAAGUCAAUGGAAAAAUCCCCAAUUGAUGGAAGUAGGUUCUGGAUCCAGGCCUAGGAUGCCAGUGGCUGCUUCAGUUGCCUUGGGGCCUGAACUUCUGGGAAACACGUUGGCCUGUUAAAGGACAUGAUUCAGACUGUCCCAGAUCCAGCAGCUCAUAUCAAGGAAGCAUUAUCAGUAGUGAGUGAAGAUCAGUCCUUGUUUGAGUGUGCCUACGGAACGCCACACCUUACUAAGACAGAGAUGACUGCCUCCUCUUCCAGUGAAUAUGGGCAGACGUCAAAGAUGAGUCCGCGUGUCCCCCAGCAAGACUGGUUAUCACAACCCCCCACCAGAGUCACCAUCAAGAUGGAAUGUAACCCAAACCAAGUAAAUGGGUCAAGGAAUUCCCCUGAUGACUGCAGUGUGGCAAAAGGAGGAAAGAUGGUUGGCAGCUCUGACACUGUUGGGAUGAAUUAUGGAAGCUACAUGGAAGAAAAACAUGUUCCACCACCAAACAUGACAACUAAUGAACGAAGAGUUAUUGUUCCAGCAGAUCCUACACUGUGGAGCACAGACCACGUGCGUCAGUGGUUGGAAUGGGCUGUGAAGGAAUAUGGUCUUCCAGACGUUGACAUCUUGUUGUUCCAGAACAUCGAUGGGAAGGAGCUAUGCAAAAUGACCAAAGAUGACUUCCAGAGACUCACCCCCAGCUAUAAUGCAGAUAUCCUCCUCUCACAUCUACACUACCUCAGAGAGACUCCUCUUCCACAUUUGACUUCAGAUGAUGUUGAUAAGGCCUUACAAAACUCUCCACGGUUAAUGCAUGCUAGAAACACAGGAGGUGCAACUUUUAUUUUCCCUAAUACUUCAGUUUACCCUGAAGCAACACAAAGAAUAACAACCAGGCCAGAUUUGCCUUAUGAUCAAGCCAGAAGAUCAGCAUGGACAACUCACAGUCAUUCUGCUCCUCAGUCUAAAGCUACACAGCCAUCAUCAGCAGCAGUGUCCAAAACAGAAGACCAGCGUCCUCAGUUAGAUCCCUACCAGAUUCUUGGACCAACCAGUAGCCGUCUGGCAAAUCCAGGGAGUGGACAAAUCCAGCUGUGGCAGUUUCUACUGGAGCUCCUGUCAGAUAGCUCUAAUUCCAACUGCAUCACCUGGGAGGGCACCAAUGGUGAGUUCAAGAUGACUGACCCUGAUGAAGUAGCCCGGCGCUGGGGAGAGAGGAAAAGCAAGCCUAACAUGAACUAUGACAAGCUCAGUCGUGCACUCCGUUACUACUAUGACAAAAAUAUUAUGACUAAAGUCCAUGGUAAGCGUUAUGCCUACAAGUUUGACUUCCAUGGAAUUGCUCAGGCUCUCCAGCCACAUCCCCCAGAAUCAUCUAUGUACAAGUAUCCAUCAGACCUACCCUACAUGAGCUCCUAUCACGCACAUCCCCAGAAGAUGAACUUUGUAGCUCCCCAUCCUCCAGCUUUACCUGUAACUUCCUCCAGCUUUUUUCCUGCCCCCAAUCCAUACUGGAAUUCACCGACUGGAAGUAUCUACCCUAAUACUAGGCUUCCAGCUACGCAUAUGCCUUCUCACCUUGGCACCUAUUACUAAAUGGAAAAAAGAGAGAGAGACAUGCACUUCUCCCAUCAAGGAAUAUAGUCCCCAAAGAAUUAUCAAGAACUCUACUGGAGAACAUGAAUUAAAAGUGCCUAAAGAGACAUGAAAAGUUUGACUGGGAAAAAAAGAUGUCAAAAAGACUUUGUGUCGUAGGGAUUGAAAGAAAGUUUUCAAGAAGUAUAAAGAUGCUAAAAUGUAAUGUUAUAUGGCAUCGGGUAUACGGACCAAAAAACACAAGACUGUUGUAGGUAAAAACAUGAAAUGAUAUGGAGAACCUACAGGAGAAAGUGGUCUUAAAAUGUUGAUAAGCUUUUGUAUAAAGUUUGAUAUCUUGCUAAUGCAAACUGGGACUAUAAUACAGCAAUAUAAGGAUAACUCUAUAGUGACCUAACAUACAGUAUAUGAAUUCAUUUAAAAAUAACAAAAAAACUACCUGUAUUUAAAAGAUAGAAACAUAUCAAAAAAAGACUGGGCUAGUAUGGAGGCUGAUUUGGAAUAUGAUGGCAUUCUUUCAAUUAAAAUCAAAAUACAUUCCAUUUAUUGGGGAAGUAUCAGCUAUUUCAAACUGUGAAGCCAACCCAAGCUUUAAGAUUCCUUGACAGUAUUACAGGAACCCUGAGCCAAACAUAGGAAUUAAGAAUGUGCUGAAGGGCAAGUGUAUGGUUGUAGACCAAGGGCCUGCAUAUGAUAUAGGAAGUAGAAGGAAAGAGAAGGAAGAGGAAGUUGAUGGGAAUAGGAGAAAAAAUGCUUCUUUCCUGGUAGAUACUCAAGAGACUGAAAACACAGUGGUGCUUGGUGGACUAAGAAGAAUUACUUGUUUGGACAAGAAACAUUCUGAUCAAUAUCAUGCCAUUCCCAGUAUUACAGAAGGAAAAGACUUGAUUUAAAAAAAAUAGUAAAAAAGGAAGAAGCAGUAGAAUUCAGAAAUCAGAACAUGCAUCUCUUUUUUAAAAAUUCAAAACUGGAAUUGUUUGAUAUUUAAAGGUAACCUGUAGGACCUCAUCAGUAUUAAGGGAGUUUGUUUUCUAAUGUUGUAAGAGACAAACCCAGACUGCCAAAAUCAGAAAUCACUUAAGUAUUUUUGUUAGGCGGGCGCCAGUUUUUCUUUUUUGAGUCGCAAACGCUGUGCGUUUGUCAGAAUGAAGUAUACAAGUCAAUGUUAUUUUUUUCCUUUUUAUAUAAUAAUUAUAUAACUUAUGCAUUUAUACACUACGAGUUGAUCUCGGCCAACCAAAGACACAAGAAGGGACAAUCAAAAAUAUUGUGGCCUUGAAUUUUAACUCUGUAUGCUUAAUGUUUACAUUAUGAACGUAUUAGUACUUAGAAUGCAGAAUGUAUGUAAUAAAAUAAGCUUGGCCUAGCAUGGCAAUCCAGAUCCACACUGUAGUCUGCAUUUGCGUUUUUAGUGACUAAGAUGUCUGUUAGACCAUCUUCCUGCGUGUUAAGAUACUUUACAAUGUUUGGGUUUUAAGUAUUUUUUUUUAUUUGUGAAUUUUGGGAAACAGAAAAAUAAGGGACAGGUAGCACGGGGUAGAGUUGGGCUUAAUAUGGACAAGUCCUGUUAAUCUUGUCCCACACACUUACAUUCUGCCCUGCUACCUCUGUCCUGAGUGUUAUGUUCUUUGAUUAAGUGUGAAAAUGAAACAGAAUUGGGGAAUAGCAAUCCAAAAUUUCCUUUUCAUUGUAUCAGAUAAUAUGACAAAUCACAGCCCAAAUCAUACUACUAUGCUAAAAAGUUUGUUGAAACCCCACUCUCUUUGCUUUUAACAUAUACUGUACCAUUUUUGAUAAAUAAAAUGAAUACUGAGUAACUGCCAUUAUUCUUCCCUUUAAAACUGAGUGAAUGAUAGCUUCUUCACUUGUCAUGAAAAUCGCUCUCUAACGCGUAUCCUGAGCAGAACAUUCUCUUUGUGUUCCAAAUACAGACUGUUCCUGCACUGUAUGCUAGCCCCAGGCCCACUUAUUUUAUUUAAUGGCAUAACUUCAUUUUCUUCAUCAGCUGAGUAGCUGGCUUAGAGAUUUAAAUUUGACAUUUAUGAGUAGCUGUUCACAGCAGGCACUGUUUACUGUGGAAAAUCUAAUCAAUCCAGACUUCAGAUUAUGUCCCCUUUUUGGUUCCUCAUCUGCCCUUCUUAAAUUAAAAUGGGUGAGGUGGAUUUUAAUGCAAGCAUUGAAUAGCCAUGAUGUAUUUUGUUCACCCUUGCAAAGCAACAAAUACUUAGCUAACAGACUUGAAUGUUAUGGGUGUUUUGCAAUAGUCUAUAAAUGUAGGAUUAUAUUACUAAUAUUUAAGGCAUUGGGUAUAAAUCAAAUUGCAAGUAACAGCCUCAUCAGUCAUACAAUUGUCACUUGGAAUAGAACCAUUGUGAAGAAAAUGGUUUGAAAAAUAAAAGCUAACUGAAAGGUUACAAAAACUAGGCGAUUGGGAAAGGUUAGUCAUUUGCUGUUUUAGUGUGUCAAGCCAGUUACACCUAUAUUCUGAAUAUGAGAAUAAUAGUUUACUUUUCUAUGGAAACACAUUUCUACAAAUGUCUGUUAAUUGCAUCAUGUUCACACUACAGAAAAUAAAAUACAAGGUAAGUUUAUUAUUGAACCACCUUUAAUUAAACAUCUUAAAAAUCCAAAUGAAACAGAGGUCUUUAUUUAGAUUGGCUUGGGUGUAUCUGAUGGCCAUGCCAAAGUACCUCAGACAAUCACCGUGCUGCCCAGAGUUCCUAACUCUCUCUCAGCUUCUGUCACCUGCAAGAGGAACAACAUGUUCCAACAUCAAAUACUUCCAUCUUGAUUCCUACAGAAGUUAGUCAUGUUGAACCUGAAACUGAUGUUGGCACUACCUCUUAGAGAUUGAGAGAAUGAUCCUGGCACGUGCAUUGCCAACAGAUAUUGUCAGCAUAACUGAUGAGAGAAAGAUUGCUGCAAUGUAGAUCUGUGCCAUCCAGUGUAAGACUA
This is a messenger RNA of Alligator sinensis (Chinese alligator), 4600 nucleotides long. It is a transcript of the gene ERG, whose product is annotated as ERG, ETS transcription factor. The record is from RefSeq and is a predicted model, not a curated record. Gene Ontology annotation, cellular component: nucleus. Gene Ontology annotation, molecular function: protein binding; sequence-specific DNA binding; DNA-binding transcription factor activity, RNA polymerase II-specific. Bases 185 to 1645 code for a protein of 486 amino acids. The transcript has 11 exons. Gene Ontology annotation, biological process: cell differentiation; regulation of transcription by RNA polymerase II. Lineage: Eukaryota; Metazoa; Chordata; Crocodylia; Alligatoridae.